Molecule: messenger RNA, 1782 nt
Organism: Mercurialis annua (annual mercury)
Lineage: Eukaryota; Viridiplantae; Streptophyta; Magnoliopsida; Malpighiales; Euphorbiaceae
Product: probable aspartyl protease At4g16563
Exons: 1
Coding region: 270-1616 (448 amino acids)
Biological process (GO): proteolysis
Cellular component (GO): extracellular region
Molecular function (GO): aspartic-type endopeptidase activity
Source: RefSeq, a predicted model, not a curated record
GAUGGACGUUUUCAACUAGAUUUUUCUCAUGCUAAAUAUGUAAGUGCAUUAGCACAGGGUAAAGAGCUGGGAGACCGAACAUGUGCUAUCUAAGGUCCCAUACAUUACAUAUGAAAAAGAAAAGACAUUUCAUGUGCAAACGCUGACAAGUGCCGACCAUUAAAGAGUAUGUUGUUAAUGAUUACAGUUGGAGAGUUCAACAGCUCAUUAAGCAUUACUUCCCUGUCCUUCCCUCAAACUCACUAGUAAAACAAGAAGAAACCAACACCAUGGUUUCUGUUUCUGUUUACCUGCUCUAUUCUAUUGUUUUUAUAUCUCCAUUAGUUUCCUCAACUGCCGUACCAUUGUCACAUUCUUGGUCAUAUGAAACCCCAUCUCAAGAUCCCGUGCAAAAUCUAAACUAUCUAGUCACCACCUCCCUAGCUAGAGCUCGCCACCUGAAGAGUCCCCAUACAACUCCAGUGUUUUCACACAGCUAUGGAGGCUACUCCGUAUCCCUCAGCUUCGGAACUCCACCUCAAACUCUGCCUUUUGUCUUGGACACUGGCAGUAGCUUUGUCUGGUUUCCGUGCACCCUCCGCUACCGCUGCAAUAACUGUUCCUUCUCCUCGUCUAACUCACCUUUUAUCCCCAAGCAUUCCUCAUCUUCCAAGAUCAUCGGAUGCAACAAUCCCAAAUGCUCUUGGAUUCACCAAUCUGAUUUACAGUGUAAACACUGUGAUUCUGCUACCACUUGCUCCCAGAUCUGCCCACCUUAUCUUAUCCUCUACGGUUCAGGGACCACCGGAGGCAUUGCGCUAUCAGAGACUCUCCGUCUCCGAGGCCUAACGGUCCCAAACUUUGUUGUCGGUUGUUCCGUUUUCUCUUCCCGCCAACCCGCAGGGAUAGCCGGUUUUGGCCGCGGUCCUUCUUCUCUUCCCACGCAACUUGGUCUCACCAAGUUCUCUUACUGCUUAAUCUCUCAUAAAUUCGACGACACCACAGAGAGCAGCUCUCUGGUUCUGGAUUUGGAAUCCGAAUCUGAUAAGAAAACUCCCGCAUUCAAGUACACGCCUUUAGUUAAGAACCCCAAAGUCGAAGACAAGCCGGCAUUCUCUGUCUACUACUACAUCAGUCUCCGGCAUAUCAGCAUUGGCGGCCGCAGUGUGAAGAUCCCCUACAAGUAUCUGUCGCCGGAUAAAGAUGGCAACGGUGGAACCAUCAUUGACUCGGGGACGACGUUCACAUACAUGUCCAGCGAGGCCUUUGAGAUGGUGAGCAGUGAGUUCAUUUCUCAAGUGAAGCAUUAUGGAAGAGCUGUGAUGGUGGAAGAACUGAGCGGGUUAAGGCCUUGUUUCAAUGUUUCUGGAGCUAAAAAGCUGGAGCUACCGGAGGUGACCCUUCAUUUUAAGGGCGGUGCUGAUGCGGAACUGCCUUUGGAGAACUAUUUUGCGUUUGUUGGAGGCAGGGAGGUGGCUUGCUUGACUGUGGUGGCGACUGCGAGUGAUGGGGAGAGUGAGGCAAGCGGGCCAGGCAUUAUACUGGGGAAUUUUCAGAUGCAGAAUUUUCAUGUGGAGUAUGAUUUGAAGAACGAGAGGUUAGGCUUCAACAAAGAGUCUUGCAAACCAUCUCAUUAGGAUUGCUCCAUCAACCAACUCGCUCAAUCUUUCAAUAAAAUCAGCAAGCUAUCAGCUAUCUGGCAGUAUAAAAUUGUUAUUUUAUAAAUUUAUAAAUUUCAUACAAAACUUUUAAGGAUACAUUGGAUGAUUUUCCUUUUUACUUAUUUUAUAGAAAAUAUAUUUU